ACAUUAAAUUCACGUUUCCACUGACAAUCUUCCGUAUUUGCUGACUGAGUUGACUCGUAGCAAUCUGCCUGUAUAAAGAACGUCGGACUCGGUUGGAGGUAGUGGUGGUGGUCGUCCACACUGACCGAUAUUCAGAGAUCUAUGGAGAACGGAACAGCGGAACCGGUGCCGAGAGUAGGCGUGGUGGUUUUCUUGCUCAGAGAGAAAUCGGUGCUCUUAGGGCGACGCCGUUCCACCGGCGUCGGCGAUUCCAAAUUUGCUCUCCCCGGCGGCCACCUCGAGUUCGGGGAGAACUUUGAGGAAUGUGCGGCUAGAGAGAUAAAGGAAGAGACUGGUUUGGAGAUUGAGAAGAUAGAGUUUUUGACAGUCACAAACAAUCUGUUCCUAGAUGAAACAAAGCCAUCCCAUUAUGUGGCAAUCUAUGUGAGAGCAUUCUUGAAAGAUCCAAAUCAAUUGCCACAGAAUCUUGAGCCCACAAAGUGUGAUGGUUGGGGUUGGUAUGAAUGGGAUAAUCUUCCACAACCACUCUUUUCGCCUUUGGAGAAAAUGGUGAAGGAGAACUUUAAUCCUUUUCCAAGUUCUUCCUAGAAAUUUGUUACCAAUUUAUUUGAAUUGGCAUUUUUAUUGUGUCUUGUUCUUGCUGUUCCUACUAGUAUCUCAAUGGAAUUGGUUGUUUAAUGUGUGUUUUUGUGCAAUACUUUCGGAUGCUGAAUAGAUCCUUAGUUGAAAAACUAAAUGAUCAAAAUUAGCAUUAUCAUGUUGCUUCC
Molecule: messenger RNA, 767 nt
Organism: Ziziphus jujuba (common jujube)
Lineage: Eukaryota; Viridiplantae; Streptophyta; Magnoliopsida; Rosales; Rhamnaceae
Product: geranyl diphosphate phosphohydrolase
Exons: 2
Coding region: 142-588 (148 amino acids)
Biological process (GO): dGTP catabolic process
Cellular component (GO): cytosol
Molecular function (GO): 8-oxo-7,8-dihydrodeoxyguanosine triphosphate pyrophosphatase activity
Source: RefSeq, a predicted model, not a curated record